AUGCCUCCCAAACAACAGGAAUUCUCUCAAUCCGUCAAGCUCAAGUAUGUGAAACUAGGAUAUCAAUACCUAGUAAACAACAUUCUUACUUUCUUGCUGAUUCCUAUAAUGAUUGCUCUUUUUCUUGAAGCCCUUCGUUCAAAUCCAGAAGAAAUCAUAAGCAUAUGGAACUCGCUCCAUUUCACCCUUGUCCAAAUCAUCUGUUCUUCAUUUCUCAUCAUCUAUACUGCUACCUACUUCCUCAUGUCAAGGCCAAGAACCGUGUAUCUCGUAGAUUAUGCUUUGUUUAAGCCUCCACAAUGCUUUCGAGUCUCCUUUGCAGGUUUUAUGGAACACGCAAGACUGGCAUUACCAACAGAGCCGAAGAGCGUGCAUUUUCAAAUGAAAAUCUUGGAGCGGUCCGGUUUGGGCGAAGAAACCUGUUUGCCUCCAGCCAUACACUAUAUCCCACCAGUUACAACCAUGGAACUUGCAAAAGAGGAAGCUGAACUUGUUAUUUUCUCAUGCAUGGAUUCACUUUUGCAGAAGACAAGAAUUAAGCCAAAAGAUAUAGAUAUACUGGUCGUAAAUUGCAGCCUCUUUUCUCCAACUCCAUCUUUAUCAGCCAUGGUAAUUAACAAAUACAAAUUGAGAAGCAACAUUAAGAGCUUUAACCUAUCAGGAAUGGGAUGUAGUGCAGGUUUAAUAUCUGUAGAUUUAGCCAAGGAUCUUCUUCAAGUUCAUCCCAACUCAAAUGCUGUGGUUAUAAGCACUGAAAUUCUCACACCAAAUUCCUAUCUUGGAAAAGAAAGGGCUAUGCUUCUGCCCAACUGCUUGUUCAGAAUGGGUGGAGCCGCCAUUCUUUUAUCAAACAAGUGGUCCGUAAGUUCACGAGCCAAAUAUCGUUUAGUCCACGUGGUUAGAACCCAUAAAGGUGCAGACGAUAAAGCUUACAAAUGUGUCUCUCAGGAGGAAGAUCCUGACGGUCAUGUGGGGAUAAAUUUGUCCAUAGAUCUCAUGGCAAUAGCUGGGGAGGCCUUAAAGUCUAAUAUCACUACAAUUGGCCCUCUCGUUCUUCCUGCAUCAGAACAACUUCUCUUUCUUUUGGCUCUAGUUGGUAAAAAAGUUUUCAACUCAAAGUUGAAGCCAUAUAUUCCCGACUUCAAGCAGGCCUUUGAGCACUUCUGUAUCCAUGCCGGGGGACGAGCGGUGAUUGAUGAGCUGCAGAAGAACCUCGAUCUCUCAGCCGAGCACGUGGAGGCGUCAAGAAUGACACUGUAUAGGUUUGGGAAUACUUCUUCUUCCUCAUUGUGGUAUGAAUUGAGCUAUAUUGAGGCCAAAGGAAGAAUGAAAAAGGGCGAUCGAAUUUGGCAGAUUGCAUUCGGAAGUGGAUUCAAGUGUAACAGUGCAGUUUGGAAGUGCAAUCGAACCAUAAAGGGUCCACCAGAAGAAGCCUGGGCCGAUUGCAUUCACAAGUACCCAGUACAUAUUCCAGAGGUGGUAAAGCUCUAG
Molecule: messenger RNA, 1491 nt
Organism: Fraxinus pennsylvanica
Lineage: Eukaryota; Viridiplantae; Streptophyta; Magnoliopsida; Lamiales; Oleaceae
Source: the annotation of a GenBank genome assembly